Molecule: messenger RNA, 2154 nt
Organism: Trypanosoma conorhini
Lineage: Eukaryota; Euglenozoa; Kinetoplastea; Trypanosomatida; Trypanosomatidae
Exons: 1
Coding region: 1-2154 (717 amino acids)
Source: RefSeq, a predicted model, not a curated record
AUGGACACGGCGGCGGCGCCGGCGACCGUCGCCUCCGUCCAGCGGGAGCUACAGGAGGCCAUAACUGCCUUCGAGCAGCACGUGCGUGAGGCCGUGGCCAAGGUGGACAGGUACUUCAAGAAGGGGUCGAGGACGGACGACGUCAGCGUGGAGACCAAACUGGGGGACUUCAAGGAGGGCGCCUUCCUCUUCAACGCGGGGUGCAAGACAAUGCUGCUGGCCGUGAAGCAGGUGGCGGAGCGGCUGGCUGUGUGCGAGCCCACGGCUCCAAAGACGGAGAAACUGUUGGUGGAGGCGCAGCGACUGAGUGACGCAAAGGACAAACUCGUCGCGGAGCUGCAGCAGCGGCAGGGGGCGGCGCAAGAGGGUGCCGCACGGGCCCAAAUAGAACUGCAGCGGCAGUUGGACGACGCACGCGCGGAGGUGGCGGCGCAGUCCAAUGCGUGUGCUCUUUUAAAGGCAGAGAGAGUGGCGUGUUGGGAGGAGCUUCAAGGCGCGCAGUCCCAGCUGACCCUCGUCGGGAAUCGUCUCAAGGCGCUUGAGCAAAACCGCGCCCGCGAGUUCGCCCUGUUGGAGCGCAUGUCAUGCGACCACGAGAGAGACAUCGCCGUCUGGCAGCGGAGGUGCUCGCAGGCGCUGCAGGAGGUGGAGUUCCUGCGUGCGGAGAAGGAGGGACUGCAGGCGCGCCUGGUGGAUGAAAAACUCCGCUUUCAACUUCGUGAGCUGCAGCAGGAGUGCAACCGCCUCCGCACUGAGAACGCCACGCUUCGCCAGACCACGAGACUGGCCGGCACGCCGCGCGAGCAGGAGAGGAAUGCAAGCACGGCUGUGAACCCCGUCGUCGUCUCACUCGAGGCCGAGAAGCGGCAGCUGGCCGAUCAGCUGAGUGUGGCGUUUGCGGAGAGGCUGGCCCUUGAGCAGGAACUCCUGCUGCUGCGCCAUCGCCUGGCAGCGGCAGAGGGAGACGGGCAGCGAGCGGGCGGAGGCGGGGAACGCAGUUCUGCCUCGCCGGCUUCCGAGGACGCGGCGACGGACGAGGACGCCCGAGUGACGCCCGAGCUCACGAGUGGCGCCUGCAGCGUUGGCAAGGCGACGACGGAGAGUGGGCUUGGCAGUGCGUGCGACAGCGGCGUGGCCGCCGAGAGCCACCUGGGCGUCGAGAAGGAAGAACCGCAAACGGGGUUCACGCCCACUCCGGAAGCUGCCGAGGAGGAGUUGCACGGCCGGCGCGACGAAGCGUACGUCCGGCAGCUGGAACUGUGGAUGCGGGAGGUCGCCGCGGCGGCGUUGCGGACCGUCGACGAAGAACGCAGCGCCGCGGAGCAGCGGCUGCAGCAGGAACUAUCCCUUCGCGAGGAUCUCUACCAGUCGCAGCUAACCAAGGUGCGGGAAGCGGGGGAGAGGCGCGCGUGCGAGGCCACAGAGGCGCUGCUGCACUGUCAAGAGCUGCAGCGUGAGCUGGAGCUGCUGCGGACUGCCGCAACGAAGGAGAAGGCCACACGGCAGGAACUCGUGUCCGACGCGGAGCGCCGUCUCGCAGUGGCUCAAAGGGAGAUCUUUGGAUUGAAGAUUGAUAAUGAGCAGCUGCGGGUGAAGGAGCGUGCGCUGAGGCGGGAGCUGGAGGGCGCGCACGCCGUGCGGAGUCCUCCGCCUACCACUGCGCCACUAGCGCAGCGGCAGGAGCCGAAGUGCAGCCACGGAGGUAGCAGUGGUCCGGGCAGCAGCAGUGGCGCUAGUGGCAGUGGUGGCGGCUAUGCGUUGGUGCCGACCCCGCGAAGUUCGUCAGCAACUGGGCGGCUCGAUGAAGUCAUCCGCCAGCUGCAGGAGCGCUUGACGGCGUUGAACGCGGAGGUCGCGCGCGUCACGGAAACGUACGAGGUGGAGCACGAUGCUUGUACCCGGCGCCUUCAGCAGCUUCGGGCGGCGCUUCUUUACUGGAGCCGUGACGACGCCGCUGCGAGCGACGGGGGCGGUGAAGGCGCGGCUGAGAUGCGGCAACGCAGCGAGGUGGAGGUUGCGGCCGUCGUAGAGGCGCAGCGUGUGGCGCAGGGCAACGUCCUGGCGUACUACGCUCAGGCGGGCAAGAAGCGGGGUGAGCUUCUGAAGGCGCUUGAGAGGGCCACGAACAUGCGCCUGGCGUUGAAGGGUCAAUGA